Messenger RNA from Colletotrichum costaricense, 2292 nucleotides. RefSeq lists its product as uncharacterized. Lineage: Eukaryota; Fungi; Ascomycota; Sordariomycetes; Glomerellales; Glomerellaceae. The coding region runs from base 1 to 2292 and encodes 763 amino acids. The transcript is spliced from 5 exons. The record is from RefSeq and is a predicted model, not a curated record.
AUGUUCGAUACCGCUGUGACCAAGGUCAGCCAUGUAGCAACUGCCUCCGUCGUUUUCCUCAACCAAUAUGCGAGUACCGCGUGGGCAACAAGGGCGGGAGGUCGUGGUCCCCUUCUUUCAACACUACCAGGAGUAAGCUCUCCCCUGAUACAAGCGUCUCAGUCAACAAGACCGCUCGGGAGUCCUUCUAUCGCUGGUUGGGCUGUACCAGGUAUUUCGACGUCACAUCCAAGCCCAGGCUCGGAACCGGCAACAUACCAAUCUACGCUUAGAGUACAACGAUCAGAGGCAGAGCUCCUCAACAGCGAUACAGAAUGUCUUCCACCGUCAGUCUCGUGGCUUCCAUUAGCCAACCCCGAUCGUAGUAUACUAGAUGUCGAUAUCUUCCAAGCAUCGCAGCAAGUCUUGUCACAUCGACUAGCAGUCCCAAAGUUGAUUUUCGACAACUUUGAAACAGCCCAUAACGACGACGACACUCCGCAGCAUGGACAGAGUCCUGGAUCUUGGUCACAUCCAGCAGAGUCUAGGGUACAAUUCCCGGAGCGACCAGCCAGCGGUAUAGACGAGCAAAUAGCACUUUUACCUGUGGACCAGAGCCCCUUGAACAAGAAAUUACUUAGACUGUACAUCGCAGUUCUCUCCCGUUUCAAAGCCUCUAUCAACGGCGACCCGAGCCCCAACAAUCCUUUUAUACGUCAUUACUCCCCCUUCUGCCUUCAAGAUCCCCUAGUGAUGCGGAUCAUUCUCUAUACCUCAGCCUGCUUCCUCCACGAGACUGGGGAUGUACGGACAGAUGUCCUGCGGACUUACAAAGGCCAAGCCAUCGCUAUGCUCAACGAAAACCUGACCACGGACAGCAGUAAGAGCAUGGUGCCAAACACCACCGCGCUGACCGCAACAGACGCAAACAGUUUAACCACACCGGUAUUUCAAAAGCCCGGAGAUGCGGCCAUCGCCGGCGUCAUUCAGCUCACCGUGGCUGAAUGGUACUGGGGCGAAUCGGAACAGGACCUAAGGUACCACCUCAUGGGCUUGCGAGAUAUGAUCAGAGUGCGCGGUGGCUUCAAUCAGCUCGGCAUGGACGGCCUCUUGGCGAAAAAUGCUAUCGUUCACGAUGUCUCCAUAUCCCUCGCCCACGAAAACAGCCCACUGCUACUGACUCUGUCGCCUUCGGACGACGACCGUAAAGGCGGAGGAAGCGGAUGCAAAGGGUCGACGGGUCCAGCGACAUCAGGAGGAGCGGCAAAUUCAGCACGUCGGGUCUUGGCGAAACCGUACGCCUUCGUCGACCCUAUAAAGGACGUCCCCCUCCGCAUGGCGAAUCUAUCGCCCAUGGUGACACAUCUACCGUGCAGCGGAUCACUCCCGUCUUUCUCCGAUUGCGCCACGAGUCUGCGCAUCCACCCGGCGACGGCCUCGAUACUCGACAAUGUGAAGUACCUUCUAAGCGUCGUCGACGCGAUAUAUGAUGAAUCGACGACAUCAGCAACGACAAACCCAGCCUCGCUGAAGGCCCAAGCGAUGGGGAAGUACAUGUAUGAACAUAUCAGCAGUCUUCACUCAACCAUACCUGGACAUCGCCAAAGUCUGUCCUCAGAUCCCCCGACUCGAACGAAUUCGCCACCAACAAGCAAUUAUUCCGCCGCGUUCGAUAGAGAAUCCAUACGGAGUGAGAGUGUGCCCAGCACAGGUACGGCCGCCGGACCUGGCUCCGUUGGGCCGGGCCGAUCACCUUCGGGCCCGAAUUCCGACUCCACGACAUCCGAAUGGUCGUCAACCAAGUCACAUACCCGAGACGCUAGCGAUUCUCCGACGAGUCCUCGAUCCGCAUACCACCACCAGCAGAGUCCGGACUUCAUGUACCAGGUUAUCCGAAUGACAGCGUUACUCUACACGCGGGCCGUCAUGACCCGGACGCCGCUGAGCGGGACAUGCACGGAAUCAGAAUUUCUGCAGAUCUGGACGACGACAUGGCGUGUACCCCUGUCGACAUGGAACGACACGGUGGGCAUAUUUCACUGGAUAAUGCUGGCUAUCGCGCCGGCAUGCCACCGGACGCCGCAUGCGCGCUUUGUGAAAAAUAUGUUGACGAUUAGCACCCUCACCCUCGGAGUGGAAAACUGGGCAAUGGCUAUGGGUGCCGCGUCGACCGGCAUGCGGCUGCAGCAUUGGCUCGAGGGCCAAGACAUGGGAGAGCAGGAGGAGAGGGAGGAGAGGGAGGAGGAGAGGAGGAGAGGGAUGGAGCGGCAUCCAGCAAGAGGAGGACGGCGCUCCGGGCGCGAAGAGCGGUGA